This is a messenger RNA of Phyllopteryx taeniolatus (common seadragon), 2410 nucleotides long. RefSeq names its product polyunsaturated fatty acid 5-lipoxygenase-like. The transcript is spliced from 14 exons. Lineage: Eukaryota; Metazoa; Chordata; Actinopteri; Syngnathiformes; Syngnathidae. The record is from RefSeq and is a predicted model, not a curated record. Gene Ontology annotation, cellular component: nuclear envelope. Gene Ontology annotation, molecular function: protein binding; iron ion binding; arachidonate 5-lipoxygenase activity. Gene Ontology annotation, biological process: lipid oxidation; linoleic acid metabolic process. Bases 51 to 2078 code for a protein of 675 amino acids.
UCUGCUCAUUUUCUAUCACUUUCAAGCGUUUCAAAUCUGGUGUGACAGCGAUGUCGUACACGUACGUGGUAAGCGUCGCCACGGGAACUCAAGGCAGGUCAGGGACUGAUAAUUACAUCUUCAUAACACUGGUUGGAACGGAGGGGUGCAGCCGAAGGAUUGGGCUGGACAAACCUCUGUUCGAUGACUUUCAGAGGGGCUCGGUGGAUUCCUACCCGGUGGGGGUGCAAGAGAAUCUGGGUGAAAUUGUGUUGGUGAAGCUGGAGAAGAAAACGUAUUUGGCACAGGACCACUGGUACUGCAGGUACGUCUCGGUGAGGACUCCAGGGGAAGACGAUGCGGAGUUCCCAUGCUACCGUUGGCUGGUGGAUGACAAGGAAGUGGUGCUGAGGGACGGGCGAGCUCACCUGCCUCAGGAUGAUAAGACGAGCCUGGUCAAGGAGCACAGACAAAACGAGCUGAAAAUGAGACAGAAAGCCUACAGAUGGAUGCAGUGGCAGCCAGGCUUUCCUAUGAGCAUAGAUGCAAAAAGACACCAAGACUUACCCCGGGACAUCCAGUUUGACAGUGAGAAGAAAAUGGAUUUCGUACUCAACUACAAUAAAGCAAUCCAGAACCUGUUCUUGAACCACUUCAUGAACAUGUUCCAGUCAUCCUGGAGUGACUUUGACAAUUUUAAGAAGAUCUUUUUGAGGAUCAAAAACGCAACCUCAGAGUACGUGAUGCAACACUGGAAAGAGGAUUUCGUGUUCAGCCACCAGUUCCUGAAUGGCUGCAAUCCUGUCCUCAUCCAGAAGAUCACCAAACUUCCAGACAAGUUUCCCGUCACCAAUGAGAUGGUCGCUGUCAGCCUGGAGAGAGAGUUGACUCUCGAACAGGAAGUUAAGGCAGGUAACAUCUACAUGGUGGACUAUGAAGUGUUAGAUGGCAUCAAAGCAAAUGAUACAGACCCCCGCACCCCGCAAUACAUGACAGCUCCCAUCUGCCUUCUGUACAAGAAUACACAGAAUGAGAUCCUGCCAAUAGCCAUACAGUUGGGUCAGACUCCAGGCGAAGACAACCCCAUCUUCCUGCCCACAGACGGUGAGUACGACUGGCUCCUCGCAAAGAUCUGGGUGCGCUCGUCCGACUUCCAGCACCACCAGACGGUCACGCACCUGCUCAGGACACAUCUGAUCUCAGAGAUGUUUGCCAUCGCCAUGUUCAGACAGCUCCCUGCAGUCCACCCCGUCUGGAAGUUACUCAUCCCACACGUCCGUUUCACCAUCGCUAUUAACACUAAGGCCAGAGAGCAGCUCAUCUGUGAACAUGGUCUCUUUGAUAAGGCAAAUGCUACAGGUGGAGGUGCUCAUGUGCAGCUGGUUCAGAAGACCAUGAAGACUCUGACCUUCAGGUCUCUCUGCUUCCCCGACAUGAUCAAAGCUCGCGGUAUGGAGAGCAAGGAGGCGCUCCCUACCUACUUCUACAGAGAUGACGGCUACAAGGUGUGGGAGGCCACCAAGAGCUUUGUGUCCGAUGUGAUCAGCAUUUACUACAGCAGCGAUGAGAAGGUGCAGGGAGAUGAAGAAAUCCAGGCCUUUGUCAAAGAUGUGUGCGACUUCGGUAUGAAAGACUUCAAACACUGUGAGUUCCCCAGGUCGCUUGAAUCCCGCGAGGAGCUGAUCGAAUACUUGACCAUCAUCAUGUUCACUGCUUCAGCCCAACACGCAGCGGUCAACUUUGGACAAUACGACUGGUAUUCCUGGAUUCCCAACGCUCCAUCCACCAUGCGGAAACCCCCGCCCACUCAAAAGGGUUUGGCAAAUAUAACCCUGAUCAUGGACAGCCUCCCGGAUCGAGGACGCUCCAGCUGGCACCUGGGGGCCGUCUGGGCCCUCAGCCAGUACCAGAAGAACGAGCUCUACCUGGGAACGUACCCUGACGAGUACUUCGUGGAGAAGCCGGUGAAAGCUUCUAUGGAGAAGUUCAAGAAGGAUCUGGCAGAGAUCAGCAGUGACAUCAAGAAGAGGAACCAGGGACAGAAAUUGCCUUACUACAACAUGUUGCCUGACAAGAUACCCAACAGUGUUGCUAUUUGAACACACACUGAACUGAAGAAUCUCCAAAGUGGAACGUAAUUGAUGGCAGAGUUUAUUUCAAAAUUAAUUCCUAGCAAUCAUUGAAGUCCACAAAUGUUUGUUUUUUUCUGCACACAUUAUUACUAUUAUUGUGCCGUUUUUGGAACGUAACCUCGGCUGAAGACGUCAAAGGGAUACACGGGCACUCACCUGGACACGCCAUUUAAAGGCACAACACAUGAAUUUACAAUAGUAGUUACUACAUUUCAUAUAACACUUUUUUGGGGUAUUAUUUUUACAGUGCUAUACUUGAUUAAAAACCACCAAAAUCAUUAAAAGCAUUUCCAUUUUUA